Pongo pygmaeus (Bornean orangutan) is the source of this 2336-nucleotide messenger RNA. It is a transcript of the gene PCNA, whose product is annotated as proliferating cell nuclear antigen. NCBI's taxonomy places the organism in Eukaryota, Metazoa, Chordata, Mammalia, Primates, Hominidae. The transcript is spliced from 6 exons. Gene Ontology annotation, cellular component: PCNA complex. Gene Ontology annotation, molecular function: DNA binding; DNA polymerase processivity factor activity. Gene Ontology annotation, biological process: regulation of DNA replication; mismatch repair; leading strand elongation. The record is from RefSeq and is a predicted model, not a curated record. The coding region runs from base 1226 to 2011 and encodes 261 amino acids.
UGGUGAAACCCCGUCUCUACUAAAAAAAAUAAUAAUAAUAAUAAUACAAAAAUUAGCUAGGCGUGGUGGUGGGCACCUGUAAUCCCAGAUACUCGGGAGGCUGAGGCAGGAGAAUCACUUGAACCUGGGAGGCGGAGUUUCCAGUGAGCCGAGAUCACGUCACUGCACUGCAGCCUGGAUGACAGAGCAGGACUCCAUCUCAAAAAGAAAAAAAAAGAAAAGAAAAGAAAAAAAUAUUAAAUGUGUACGCUCUUUGAGUCAGCCGUAUUACUUCAAGGAGUUGAUAGCACCAAAAUUGCCUAAGUGCUCAAAGGUGUUUGUAGUUAAACAACAGGAGAUUGAUAAAUUAUGUUAUAUACAUGUGAUGCUAUCUUUUAAAGAAGUACUGAUAUAAAAAAGAUGUACGUGGCAUAAAAUUAAAUGUACUUUAUUAAGUACUUUUCCAAGUGUUUACGGAAUGAGUGCAUUUUUGAAAAGGUGUAUUCGAACUUUUAAAAAAGCUUUAAAAGCUUUAUACAAUGAACGAUUGAGUGAUUAUAAGAGCUGGCGGGGGAAUGUUAAGAGGAUGAUAGGGAGCUAAGUUUAACAUAACAAUUCACCUCUUUAUCGUGUGACACUUAGGAGCGCAUCAAUUCUGUAAUUGAAAAAUAAAGUGCAUAUUUGCAGCAGCUGUACUCUUCAGGCUGCAAGGAGGCUUUUCUUCCCGGUAGGCUUGAUUUGCAUUUCACUUUCACUUUCGUGGCUGGAAACUUUCUACCCACGUAGUGGGAGGCUGAGGAGGCACCAUAAAGCUGGGGCUUGACGAACCGGGGCCAGGGCCUGAUCCCCACAUAUGCCCGGACUUGUUCAGCGGCCGGGUUCAGGAGUCAAAGAGGCUGGGAGACCUGCGGGACGCUGCCGCGCCCUGCGCCCGCUUCCUCCAAUGUAUGCUCUAGGGGGCGGGCCUCGCGGGGAGCAUGGACACGAUUGGCCCUAAAGUCUUCCCCGCCCAGGCCGUGGGCCGGACAGCGUGGUGACGUCGCAACGCGGCGCAGGGUGAGAGCGCGCGCUUGUGGACGCGGCGGCAUUAAACGGUUGCAGGCGUAGCAGAGUGGUCGUCGUCUUUCUAGGUCUCAGUCUGUCGUCGCGACGUUCGCCCGCUGGCUCUGAGGCUCCUGAAGCCGAAACCAGCUAGACUUUCCUCCUUCCCGCCUGCCUGUUGCUGCGUUGUUGCCACUCCGCCACCAUGUUCGAGGCGCGCCUGGUCCAGGGCUCCAUCCUGAAGAAGGUGUUGGAGGCACUCAAGGACCUCAUCAACGAGGCCUGCUGGGACAUUAGCUCCAGCGGCGUAAACCUGCAGAGCAUGGACUCGUCCCACGUCUCUUUGGUGCAGCUCACCCUGCGGUCUGAGGGCUUCGAUACCUACCGCUGCGACCGCAACCUGGCCAUGGGCGUGAACCUCACCAGUAUGUCCAAAAUACUAAAAUGCGCCGGCAAUGAAGAUAUCAUUACACUAAGGGCCGAAGAUAAUGCGGAUACCUUGGCGCUAGUAUUUGAAGCACCAAACCAGGAAAAAGUUUCAGACUAUGAAAUGAAGUUGAUGGAUUUAGAUGUUGAACAACUUGGAAUUCCAGAACAAGAGUACAGCUGUGUAGUAAAGAUGCCUUCUGGUGAAUUUGCACGUAUAUGCCGAGAUCUCAGCCAUAUUGGAGAUGCUGUUGUAAUAUCCUGUGCAAAAGACGGAGUGAAAUUUUCUGCAAGUGGAGAACUUGGAAAUGGAAACAUUAAAUUGUCACAGACAAGUAAUGUCGAUAAAGAGGAGGAAGCUGUUACCAUAGAGAUGAAUGAACCAGUUCAACUAACUUUUGCACUGAGGUACCUGAACUUCUUUACAAAAGCCACUCCACUCUCUUCAACGGUGACACUCAGUAUGUCUGCAGAUGUACCCCUUGUUGUAGAGUAUAAAAUUGCUGAUAUGGGACACUUAAAAUACUACUUGGCUCCCAAGAUCGAGGAUGAAGAAGGAUCUUAGGCAUUCUUAAAAUUCAAGAAAAUAAAACUAAGCUCUUUGAGAACUGCUUCUAAGAUGCCAGCAUAUACUGAAGUCUUUUCUGUCACCAAAUUUGUACCUCUAAGUACAUAUGUAGAUAUUGUUUUCUGUAAAUAACCUAUUUUUUUCUCUAUUCUCUGCAAUUUGUUUAAAGAAUAAAGUCCAAAGUCAGAUCUGGUCUAGUUAACCUAGUAGUAUUUUUGUCUCUUAGAAAUACUUGUGAUUUUUAUAAUACAAAAGGGUCUUGACUCUAAAUGCAGUUUUAAGAAUUGUUUUUGAAUUUAAAUAAAGUUACUUGAAUUUCAAA